UGAACAGAGAGCUGUGAGCGCGCAGAGGCUAUGAGGUUGCCGAAACGAGCUGUGAAUUAAUUCGACUGAAUUUAAGAAAUUCAAUUUGAGGUGCUCAACAGAUUUACUGUAUGACAUAGAAGCGAACGAGUGCGUGACGAGAAGAAAAUGUGGCGAGGCGUGCGUUUCUGGCAACAGCUGAGACUGUUACACCGGCUAUAUUUCGCUUCCCUGAGGGAAACCUGCAUUUGAAAUAAUAUUUUACCGUCCUAAUUUACUAUAGUACUGUACUUCAACCUGUUUUGGCCAGACUGCGGAUUUGUUUCCCCAUGUAGAACGCCUCAGGAACAGAAACGCGCGAUGUUUGUUCGUUCUGGGCAGCUUUGGCGCGUUUAACGGUUCUCUUCCGAGAUAAACCUGCGCGUUAAAGGACUCAAACCUACUCAAAGAUGUGCCAAAGCGACACCGUACCGAAACAACGCGCUGAAGGAUCGCUGAAGGAAGCUGGAAAGCUUUUCUUGAAGCACACGACCUUUCACGGAUUGAGACACGUCUUUCUGAGCGGCUCGUACCCGCGCAGAGUCGCGUGGCUGCUGGCGUUCCUGACGGCGUUAGCGCUGCUCUUCACCUGGUCCUCUAACCGGGUCCGGUACCUGCUCUCGUCGCCGGUGUACACCAGGGCGCAGAUGGUUUACGCGAAACGCCUCGUAUUCCCCGCCGUGACGAUUUGCAACCAGAACAUCUUACUGCCGCGUCGCAUGAAGAAACCGGACAUCUUCAGCGCGGGACGGUGGCUUGGGCUCUUCGGGAAGAACUGGCAGGUGUCCCCCGCGGUCCGAGAAGCACUUACAUCGCAUAAUGAGCCUCCCUGGUCCCCUUUCUCUCGCAUACUGGAAUUCAACCACUUUCUGCCCCCUCCUCGAGACUCUGAGCCCUCCAUGAGGCAGUUACUGGACCGUCUGGGGCAUCAGCUCGAGGAGAUGCUGCUUUACUGUCGAUUUCAAGGCCAGAUGUGCGGACCCCGCAACUUUAGCACUAUCUUCACACGCUAUGGAAAAUGCUACACCUUCAACUCUGGACAGGAUGGCCGGCCGCUGCUGAUCACCAUGAAGGGAGGGAUGGGAAAUGGGCUGGAGCUGAUGCUGGAUAUCCAGCAGGACGAGUAUCUGCCUGUGUGGGGAGAGACUGAUGAGACGUCUUUCGAGGCGGGAAUCAAAGUCCAGAUCCACACGCAGGAUGAACCUCCUUUCAUCGAUCAGCUGGGAUUCGGAGUGGCUCCGGGCUUCCAGACGUUCGUCUCCUGCCAAGAACAGCGGCUGACGUAUCUCCCUCCUCCAUGGGGCGACUGUAAGGCAACCCCCAUGGACUCUGAUUUCUUCAGCACAUACAGUAUCACGGCCUGCCGCAUCGACUGCGAGACGAGAUAUCUGGUGGAGAAUUGCAACUGCCGCAUGGUGCACAUGCCCGGAGAUGCUCCAUAUUGCACUCCGGAGCAGUAUAAGGAAUGUGCAGAUCCGGCUCUAGAUUUCCUGGUGGAAAGAGACAAUGACUACUGCGUUUGUGACACGCCCUGCAACAUGACGCGCUACGGCAAAGAGCUGUCCUUCGUCAAGAUCCCCAGCAAAGCCUCUGCUAAAUACCUGGCCAAGAAGUUCAACAAGACGGAGCAGUACAUUGCAGAAAACAUCCUGGUGCUGGACAUCUUCUUCGAGGCCCUGAACUACGAGACCAUAGAGCAGAAGAAAGCCUACGAGAUAGCUGGACUCUUAGGUGACAUUGGGGGACAGAUGGGGCUGUUCAUCGGGGCCAGUAUCUUAACCAUCCUGGAGCUCUUUGACUACUUGUACGAGGUGAUUAAGUACAAACUGUGCCAUUGCGCCAAGAAGAAACACCAGCGCAGCAACAACAACGAACGAGGAGCCGUUCUCAGCCUGGACGAUGUGAAGCGUCACGUCAGCUCCCUGUGAAAACCUUCGUACCCCAUCGACCUAUCCCGCCAACAUGCUACCUCACCAUCCCGGCCAGGGCAACUUUGAAGACUUCACCUGUUGAGCGUAAAGCAAGAGCAGCCUGUCUGACAGAGAACAACCAAAGCUGACCACAUCAGUACGGACCCCGUUCAUAACCGGACAUUACCGAACAACCUUCUGGAUCUGCCACACACCGGAAAACAACCAUAUCUUGAGAUAUAUCCAGACCGGAGGAAUGGUAUUGACACGUUCCAUGGGAAAACUUUUGAUGUUUUAUUGAAUAUUUCAAGGAAAUACUGCCUCAAAAACGAAACUCCUUGAAGCCUAGGGAAUUACGUGACUUGGACAUCGAAUAGCUUUCUGCAGCUGGACCCUGAUGCCUUUUAUGUACAUAGUGAUGGCUUUAAACUGUCUUAAGAUCAGUGGCUUACGUAGGUCUGUAGAUAAAUAUAGCGCUUAUUCAUUGUAUGUAGCCUCAUUAGUCCCAUCUGUUUGAUCUAUUCAGCCUCAGUGUAUAUCACGUGAAUGUAACUUCCCAAACAAAGGUGACCAUUACAAGCAUCAAAGGGGGUUUCGGGGCACUGUAGGGUUCAGGUCCCAUCAUAUGGCAUUGUGUUACAGGUCUCAUCUUGUAAAUGCAUGCUGGUUGUUCUGUGCAUGUUUUUAGUUUUAUUUAGAUUUCAUUAUUAAUCUCGCCAAGUUUGCCUCAAUUAUAUACUAGUGUUGGGAGACGGUGUAAAGUUAGUUUUUUUGUCUGUAUAAGUGUGCGUGCACAGGUUUUGCUGUUCUUGUGGGGAUGAAGUUUCUUAGUGACUCCAGAAGAACAAGAAGCUGACAAAAGCACCUUGUGAGAACCUGUUUACAAGGAUACAAUGAUUCAAAAUGAAACUAAACAAUGUAUAAAUUCAUAUCUAAAAAUGCCAAAAAGAUUUAGGAUUAGUCUGUUGUAUAAUUAGCAUAUCCGGCAAACCACAAAUGUGAAUGGGAAGUCCCCAAAAAUUGCACAUCAAGAAUGCUGCAGGGUUGUUUUGGAGUUUUAAUGGAUCUAUGAGAUCUGUUUUUCAUUUAUAAGACUACUGCAACUUUUUGUUAAAUGUUUUGUCACUUUAUUUGAUAUUUUGUGACAUUAACGGCCUGUUUCCACCUGGUCACUGCAUUUUCUCGAAAAGACUAGGUGUAAUUUGCCCUCCGAAAUGCUUUCGAGAUGGAUUUAAAUCUGAUUGCUCAAACCACAGGAGGUGCUCUGGGCCACAUUCCAGACAAGGCUAAACAAGAGUAAAUGCAUCUGGUUUUUAAAACCACUUAGUGUUGUCCACAGUUCCAACCACGAUAUCAGUCGGUACUGAAAUAAAAAAAAAACAUCCAUUUCCCACUAACAUUUGAGCACUGUUGAGUGGAUUCUUAAACACAUCUGAUUGUUCAUUGUAUUAAUGCGUUGUGCGUUGGUACUUUUAAUAUGAAACAAAGUCUCAGAUUUCAAAUUCUUUCUAUUGUAUUAUAAUAUUCAAACAAUAAAUUCCAUUUUGGUGACCAUAAACAUAUUAAUCAGAGAGAAAAAUAAACUGUAGAGAGGAGCAUUUUUUUUUCUAAAUAUAUGCACCAAAUAACAUAUUCAUUAUAAAUUUUACUGUUCUUCAAUGUUUCAUUUAUGUGCGAAUAAAUCCAUCAAAUUUGAAUGACGUCCACCACUAUGUUUAGGUUUUAUUUAAAAAAAUAAAUAAAUUGAAGUAGAAAUAUUAUUUUAAUCUAUUUUAAAAACUUUUAAGCAUUGUGUCAUCUUAACAAAUCAGUCAAUUUUAACUUUCGACAUUAUAGUAAUAUAGUACAAACUGACUUUUCUUUCCUUGAGAAAAUUUGGCAUGUACUAUACAUUAUAAUGUAUUCAAAAGAAUCGAUAUUGAAUUAAAUUGGUCAUCGAAUCAAAUCAAAAGCUUGUGAAUGAGAAUUGAAUCGAAUCAUGAAAUUUGUAUCAAAGCCCUAGCUAAUAUGUGAAUACAUGAUUGUUUAUGUGUGCAUGAAAGUGUGACUGGACAUGAAUGUGUGUGAUGGUUUUUUCAUCAAUUGCAUGGUGUUGCUGGUCUGUUUCUGAACGAGAGUGUUUCCAGGAUCAGGAAUGCAACAAACCAAAGAGUUUGUAUUAUUGGGUGGACCAGACCGAUCACCCGUACAGCACACCAGUCAUAACUGCAAACUGUUGUAGUUGUACGUACUUAUGUGUGUUUGUUUGUGUGAGACUGUUAUUAUUCUGUCUUUAUUUCCAUUCUCUUAAUGAAAACUGAACUGUGCAUUUAACGGCUUACUGUUUAUUUGAAUUCUGUACUUGCCGAGAUGUAUCUUUUAAUCGCGCGAAUUUCAUAUCAAAGCACAAACAAGAACACCAAUAUGUAAAGGUCACGUUAAAGAAUGAUAAAAUGUUCUUAUCAGUGUUAUCAUAAUAAUCAACAGAUUCAUUAGUACUCUUCUAUCCUUUGUUUUUUUUACUACAAUCAUUGCCUGAUAGUGCAGUCAGCAGAUAAUAGGCUGUUCUAUUUAUCUAUGAAGGUAUAAUAAAUAUCGUUCAUAAUUUUACAAA
This is a messenger RNA of Carassius carassius (crucian carp), 4521 nucleotides long. Its product is annotated as acid-sensing ion channel 1-like. Bases 429 to 1946 code for a protein of 505 amino acids. Gene Ontology annotation, cellular component: membrane. The transcript is spliced from 11 exons. The record is from RefSeq and is a predicted model, not a curated record. Gene Ontology annotation, biological process: sodium ion transmembrane transport. NCBI's taxonomy places the organism in Eukaryota, Metazoa, Chordata, Actinopteri, Cypriniformes, Cyprinidae.